Messenger RNA from Symbiodinium pilosum, 4794 nucleotides. NCBI's taxonomy places the organism in Eukaryota, Dinophyceae, Suessiales, Symbiodiniaceae. The record is from the annotation of a GenBank genome assembly.
AUGGGGCAAGCUUCGCUUGCAAUCUUUUAUGUUGUGUUUGCCAUCCUCACCAUCUUCUUGAACACAGAGUUCAUCGGCACCUGGAAUGCCAAUGCCAUCUAUCGCACAAUUUCGACUGCACUUGCUGCAUAUCCUUUCCAUGAUCCAGAUCAUGGAGGCAACGCAACUUCAACCAGGCAUGUAGAGCACGUCCAGGAUCCGGAGCAGGUCUACCACUGGCUGAAGACGUCGCUCAAGCCGGUGAUCUUUAGCGAACAAGAGCCGAUGUCGAGCCGAGAUGGCUGGGGGAAUUGGUCAUCUUGGAACUACAGCGUCACUCCCUCUACAAUUGGCAGCUUCAACCGCAUUGUUUUAGCUCGCUUCACGUUCAAGCGUUGGGCGGUCGUGCCAACAGUUGGACAGUUCAGUUCAUCGACGCCGAACCGACUUGCGGGCUUUGGACGGACCAUGAGUCCCUUCUCUGAAAGUGCUGAUGAGGACAAGGCGGACAUGUGCUUACCUGGACAGAACGCCACGUCUGACAAUUGCUACGCAUGGGAGACCCAGUAUGCUUUCGACCAUGCUGGAGGCUACGUGAGCUUCUUUGAUCCAAUGGAAGGUGCUCAAGCCUAUGACGUAUUGUUAGACAACAUGCAUCAAGCCAACGCCUUCGAUCUGAGAUUGGCUGCCUUCACGGUGGAUUUCAUCGUGUACAAUGCCAACGUAGAUAUGUUCGUCCAGUUUGUGUUGAUGUUUACGUUCGAUUUUGCCGGAAACAUCAAGUUGACACAGAUUGCACGGAGCUUUAACCUCAACGUUUUCAACACGAACGUGACGCUGUAUCUUGCUUUUUAUGUCAUUCGCAUAACCUGUGUUGUGAUGCUUGCCAUCUUCCUCCUGAUUGAGUUUCGGCGCAUGUGGGACUUGGGCUUCCUCCAGCACUUCAGGCGGCAGGGCGCAGCAACAGACUUGGUCUCCAUCACCGUGUCCUUGGGAGUUUUCUUAUCCUACUGGGUGAUCGAGCAGAUGCCGCCGUUUGCCCAGUUCCAAUUCGAGGCAUGGUCAAUCUUCGUUUUGCUUGCGAUGCUGAUGUUCUAUGCUGAUCGAUUUUGCAGGACCUGCAAGACGCGAAUACAAGAGCGACUUGACAGCAAAGUGGCGGAUGCUCUUCCACGCAUGUCAAGUUUGCGUUGUUGCCUUGUGCUCCGUUCGUUGCGCCAUCGCUUUGUCGUGUUUCUCUCAGGUCACAAGGGCAUGGUCAGCCUUCACAGUGAGUUCAAGCUGAGUGGCAAAACUCAGAUGGAGUCGCAGUUUAAGACCCGAGAUGAUCAACUCCUCGAGCUUGCAUCAAAUUUGAAGGGUGACAUUUCAGCUUGCCCUGGCCUGGACGCAACACUGGUCCUAAAUGUCUCCCUGCCGAACUUCGUGGCCUUCUUCGGCAUGUUCAUGAUGCUGCAGGCCGGCUUCGUGCUGAUGAGCUUCUUUGCUUUCGGAUCCGGGUAUCUCGGCAUGAGCGAGGUUGGCCUCUGCAUCUACAAGAGCUUCUCGAUGUUGGCGGGUGAUUUGGUUUUUGAUGAGAUCUACAUGGUAGAUGAGAUCCUGGGGACGAUUUACUUCUUUUUUUUCUACAUCCUGUUCUACCUGGUGCUCAUCAAUAUCUUUGUGACUUUGCUGAUGAGCGGAUAUGAUGUUGUUGAUUACGAACUGCAGAAGAAGGGCCUCAAUGAGAAGGAGAAGAACCCAAUCAUCUUAAUCUUCGAGGAGCUCAAGGCAGAUGUUGUUGGCAACAUGCUGAAAUAUGGCGCUACAUUCAUCAAGUACGCGACCAUUUGCCUGGACCCCAUUGUGGUUUCCAUUAAGGCACCUCCGGCAGAGUGCGUGUUUCUUCUGCUCACCUCCAGCGUUCUUGAUGCCUGGGCAGAGGUGCUGCGCCGGGGCUUCCGUGAUUCUGGUGAGUGUUGUGCUGUUUCAAUUGGAUGCAAGGGCUGCGUGGCCGCAGGGUACACUGCUGGUGCAGAUCAUGUGCAGCGAAAGGCGUCACAAACUGGCGGCAUCGACCUGCGGACUUGCCCGAGCCUUCGAUCGCAGUGUGUUGCGGUGCGUAAGUCGUUAGAGGUGUGGAUCAGUUUGAUGACGUUGCAGGGCCGAGGCGUUGACAGCUUCCUGGCCUCUAAGGUGACGCUGCAUGAAAGUGCCCUGGAAGUGAUGUUCUCCAACAUUGACGACAACAUCAAGAGCUUCGACAACAUCCACACCUUCUCGGAGGUCAAGCCCUGGGCGGAAGCAGCAAUUGUCGGGCUCUACAACAACCCUACGUGUGCUGAGAAGACUGUCUCUGGCAGCAAUUGGCAAAGCAGUGCCGUAUGCAACAGCGCAAACAACUCGCAGCAGCUCAUUAAUCGAGUUGCCAACUGGAACAUUGGCUUUUUGAACACCACCUUCGUGCGGCUGACAGUUCAACCCGCCUGCUUCGUCGCAACUUCAUCUCACUGGGCUUCCGGGUCACCCACUUUGCGAAAGACACCCAACGUGGAGUGCUGGAAUGCGGUUUGCACAGACGUGUUCUCGCAAGAGCCGUGCAGAACUGCAGAUGGACAGAUUCUGGACGCGCAAAGCCUGUCAAGUGCCAUAAACCUCACGUCUCAGCUUCCGGACACCUUCAGAUUUCAGUACGACUCGCCCUCCAAAGAUCUGGGGCCGUUUCGGAUGUUGGGCGGCCUGGCCUUUAGUCUAGGCGUCACUGCAGCUCAGUGCCAAGAGAUGCUCUCACUCCUCGAUGCCGACAGAUGGUUCAGUGAAAACUCCGCCUCCAUGGUUUUUGACUGGAUCAGCUACAACGGCAACAUGGAUUUGUUCACACACAAUGUUGUGGGCUUUAGUCUUAUGCGGACUGGCGUGAUGAUCAGAUCUGCAGAGUCCAAGACCUUCCCGAUGAACGUCGACACGGGAGGUGGGUACUUCAGCUUGCAGUCCUUCGUCCUCCUGCUGUUUGGCAUUUACGCAACCCUGCUCCUGUAUCACAUCGUCGAGAUGUGUCGCACCAUCCACAAGGAGUUCAAAAGGUCUCGCUACAUGCAAAGGUCCUUCUUCAAGUUUCUGACGGAUUUCGUGUCGCACUCGUGGAAUGUGGUGGAGUUGCUGUCUUUACUAAUCUCCUCCGCAACUUUCGUGACCUUCAUUGUGUUUGUGAUGAACACAUUUAGAUCCCAGUACCGGUUCAGCGUGGAUGAUCUUGCGAAGUAUGUCGUGCCCAACAACGACGCAAAGACCUUUGCAAUGCCACAGGCAGUCGACCCAGUGCGAUAUUUGGAGGACGAUUGGUAUUUCUUCAAGGAGUUCGAGCAAGUACAGGGCAUUUACAGCAUUUUUCUGCAGUUCGCUGCGCUGAAUAGCCUCUUCAUUGCCAUCAAGACUAUCAAGAUAGUCAACAGGUUUGGCACGGUGAGCAAAUUUAGCCAGACCUUGGCAAGGGGCAGGAGCCGGAACCUGUACUUUCUCAUCGUGAUUAAGCUGCAGAUGGUCGGCUUUGCCCUGGCAAUGACAGUGAUCUUUGGCACAAUGGUGGAGGGCUUCAGCAGCCCCAUCGCAACCAUGGGAUCGCUGCUUUAUUGGGUUUGCGGCUGGGCAGACCUGGAUCCACUCCUGCAGGCGAGCCCUAUAGUCUCGAUCCUGUUCUUCGUUGCUUUCAUCGUCAUAUUCCGGUUCAUCAGUACAAACAUGUUCUUGGCCACCCAGCUCAACACUUUUGCUGACUUGGUUGGCGACAGCGAUAUUCUUGCAGCCAAGCGUGCUGCCAGCGCCAAAACGGGAAUCAAGGAGGUCAAGUACCACAGCAAGAAGGAGCUCCAGGCAGUCACCAGGGAGAAAAGAGAUGGCCCCGGUGAGACCUUGCGCUCCUACUCACGGAAGAAGGAGGGAGGGGGAGCGGCCCCAGAGCAGGAUGAGUUUGCAGAGCAGUUCGUUCGUGCUUCCCUGUAUGUGAGCGGGGACAUGGCACGGCAAAGGGGCACAGGGGCCAACAAGCUGGUGAAGUGGUCUUCAAAAGGCAUGCACAUCAAAAAGAUUAGCAUCGAGGACAACAUGAUAAGCAUCAACGGAAAGUACAACAUCAGAAAAAGGCUCCAAAAGCGAGUGCAGCUCCGCACUUUGCAGAUCGAGGUUCCAAAAGCUUGUGCACUUGGCCACCACGAGGCUCCAAAAGUGAUCACAGUGCUGCGCUUGGUCAUCAGGCAACGAAAGUUAUGCUGGGUGAGGGUCGCGCAGCUCCCAUAUCCCAACCCCAGCAGCACCUUUCAUGCAGUUCAACCGGUAUUCUACGCGGUGCCGCGGUGCAUGCGCAGUGCGGCCGUGUGGGCGGAGGGUGCUGGGAGGGUCAAAUGGAACACCACAACCCGGAAGCAAUGCCGUCCACAUGAUAGUGCGGCGAUUGCACCGAGCCCCGACAACCCAUGCAAGCCUAAGAUCUUGACAUCCGAAAGCAAUUUAGCUGCAAAGGACGACUUAGAGCUGGAACGCCAUGGUGAGAACCAGGCCGGACGCAGCAAGAAUGAUGGAGCAGAAGUCACCGGCCUGAGACAGGUUUUUGUCAAGAAGAUCCUUGGACCGGGCCCAGCUCUGCAGAAGAAUGUUCUGGUUGGUGACGUGGUGUCCAAGGCCACAGCAAGUGCCCAUGGUUGGGCAUGGAAUUGUUCUUGUGCGACCUGCAUCAAGGUGAAUAAGCAAAAGAUAGAAUGGAGAAGUUAUCUGUCGGAAGAGGAGAACGAGCACAUUGAGCUGCUCGGACGGAGCAUCAUCACCACCUAUCUUGCCAACUGA